AUGCUUCUCAGACUUUCGGGGCCGGCAAGACCGCCCACCUGGAAGAGAAACACUGAGGCGGAGAAGGGGCGGGCGGCCACGCAGCACCCUCGGCCCCGGAGCGAACCGCCCUGCUCGGGCACGGGAACCCACCUGGCGCGCCGGGCCGCGGGGGCUCCUGGGCGGGGCCACGGGCCUCGGGACCGCCGGACAAGGCCGGCCAGCGACCCCCAUCUCGCGUUCCUCCGCCCUCCCUCAUCACCGCCCGCAGCUCCUCCCGCUCGGGCCGAGGAGAACCGGGAGCGCAGAGUCUGGGAGCCCCAAACCCACAGCCAGGCCGCGGGCCCCUACAUCAACGCCAUCUCCAGCCCGAGACACAUCAAGGUCAACAAGGAGGGGAUCGCAACAUUUGACCUGGAGCUGGAUCUCGAUUCUGAGAACAAUCUUUACCUGUAUAAGGAUGGCGAGACGGCCCCCUGUGGCUUUGACAACCAGACCAAGCACUGCCUGCAGCAUCUGGGGAAGCACUACCAGUUCCAGAUCCGAGACCUGUGGCCGGAGGACGCUGCCAUUUACCGGGUCAGGGUGCCGGAUGCCGACGUCUCCUGCAUGGAGCUGGAGGCCAGCACCGUCCUGCCCCAGGUGGUGGUCCUGCUGGCCUGUGCCCACUGCGGAGAGCAGGGCGAUGCGAUCCUCGAGGGCACUCUCUCUGGCCCCUGCCCCAGCGCCACUUGGCAUUGCCGGCACCGGCCGCUCCGGCUGAGUGACAGAUACGAGGUGUUCGUGUCCAGUGAUGGGCUGACCCACCAGCUUCUGGCGAGAAGGGCCUGUUUCUCAGACAUGGGCCUCUACUCCCUCGGCACCAAGCUCCACGCCUGCAGCGCCUGGCUGGUGGUUGAAGCUGAGAAGGAUAAAAGCCUUCGGACCGCAAGCACCGACCACCAGCAGCAGGUACAAGGAGCCCAGAGCCCAGAAGAUUCCAGAAGCAUCUGUGGCGAGCGGGGGAGACCCAGAGAGCAGGACCCCACAGGGAGCUGCCUCCAGGGGGCCGGGCUGGCUUCUGGGCUCACAGCCGGCCCAGACAGAGGUGGCCUGGGUGGGCGCAGCUACACUUUGAUGGGGGACGAGGAGGCGGCCGACUCAGCCUGGGGCCCUGGACCGGAGGCAGGUGAUGGAGGCCCACGGGGGUCUGGGGAUGGCGGAAGGGGCUACACAACCAGCCCUGGAGGCCCAGGGGGUCCUGGGGGCUGGGAAAGGGGCCCACAGGGGCUCAGGGGAAGGGAGGGCCCGGAGACGGCAGGGACCUUCAGCGAGGCAGAGGAUGGCUCCAGCAGCCCCCAGGAUUCCCGAGCGUGGACAGCCGGGCAGAGGGGAACAGGAGAGGCGGGCAGAAUAGGGUCUGAGGGCCCAGGCCCUUGGGAUGACACACGGUCCAGUCCCAGAAAAUCCGGGGCCCACUGUGGGCCUGGAGUGCUGGGGUCUGGUCGGGGGCAAGGGGGUGAGGGGGGCACCCAGGUGGCUGGGCUGAUGGGUUCUGGUCAGGGAGUGGAUGCCAGAAGCCACAGGCUAAGAGGGCCUUUGGGCCCUGGUGGGACACUGGGAGACACGGAUGGGUUCAGAGGUGCAGGGGCCACGGGGUCUGAGCCAGAUUUCUGGGAUGGGCCACGGAGCUCCAGGGAGAAAGGACCUGGAGGUGAGAUGGGCCGCAGGGAUGGCGCGGGAGGCUCGGCGGCAACGGAGUCUAGAUUCGGUGAUGGCUUCGGGGCCCCCAGGGGAGCAGGCCUUGAAUACGGAGCUGGUUACAGUGAUGGUUCAGGGAGGCUGGGAGCCGGGGGGUCUGGUCGUGCUGGCGGUCGAGUCGCCUCUGAGGCCCCUGGGGGGACAGAGUCUGAGGCUGGCGGUGGUGACAGGCACGGCUCGGAGGUGCCUGGGGGGAUGUGGUCUGGAAACAGAGAUGGUUGUGGUCCUGCCAGAAGUGGGGCUGAGGGACUUGCUCGUCCCGAGGGUGGCUCAGGCGGGCCUGUCGGAGGGCCCGUGGGUGACGCCAGGAUGUGUGCAGAGGCCGGGGAGGCGUCCAGAGGCCAGGGGGGUGCUGGCCCUGUGGGAAGGCAUCAUCCUGGUGGCGGUCUGGGGAGUCUGGGGACAGCGGGGUCUGUGGGGCGAGGUGGCCUCGGGGCCUCUGCCACAGGGGCAGGACCAGGGGGCUCGGGGAGAAUAGGGCCUUGGGUUCAGACUGGGGAUUACGGGGGCUUCAGAGCCCCGGGGUCUCUGGGGGCUUCUGGAGAAGGAAGCCAUGAAGAUGGCUCUGGGGCUUCAGGGUCUCUGAGGGCAGCGGGCAAAGUGCGAGAUGCGGACGGAGCCAGGGGCCUUGGUGCCAGGGGCUCUGGAGACGGACCUAGUUCUGGGGGUGCUACCCAGGGCCCCCCGGCACGAGCUCCUCAUGCAGGGCCGGCCUCUGAGAGCCGGGGCGCUGAUGAAUCUGGUGAAGCGCUGGGCCCUGGGCAUGGAUCACGAGCUGCAGGGCCUCUGCCCGCUGGAAGCACAUCAGCCUACGGAGGGGCGUCGCGGGGUCUCGAGCCUGGGGGCAUGGAGCCAAGGGGUGCGGCAGGCUUUACAGGUGGUUCAGGAGGCCUUGGAGGGACGGGGUCAGGCGCUAAGGCUGGUUAUAGGGGCGAGUCAGGGGGUUCUGGGGAGAUAGGGUCAGGCGCUAAGGCUGGUUAUAGGGACGACUCAGGGGGUUCUGGGGAAAUGGGGUCAGGCGCUAAGGCUGGUAACAAGGAUGACUCAGGGGGUUCUGGAGGAACUGGCUCAGGGGGUGAGGCAGGUUACAGGGACGGUUUGAGGGGUACUAAGGGAAUGGAGUCAGGGAGUGAGGUAGGGUGUAGGGGAACCUCAGGGGGUUCUGGGGAGAUGGGGCCAGGGGCUGAGAUGCGCUGCAGAGAUGCUUCAGGGAGGUUUGGAGGAACAGUCUCACCACCUGGAACGGGAGGUGAGGGUGGACCCAGAAGCCAGGAAGCCAUGGCACAUGGGUCAGUAUACUGGGCACCCCCAGAGGGGUCUUACGGUGGCACAAGUCCCAAGGAUGGUCCGGAGAGGGGCAGAGGGACGGGGCUCGUGGGAGGGGCAGGUGCUGGGCUGGGCUCCGGGAUGGCCACGAGGCCUGGCACCGCAGACAGUACAGCACACGGGGACGGGCCCAGGGGCCCAGGGCUGCUGGGGACCCACGGAGGCCCUCAGAUGCUUUCAGAUGGGCAAGGCUCCAAGAGUGGUUUGGGGGUCUCUGGACCCCCAGGCACCCCUGAGGCAUGGGGGGCUGUUGGCUCGGAGGGAGAGUCGGGCAUCAGAGGAUGGCAAGGUAGCUCUGGGCUCCCAGAGUCCCCUGGGCACAGAGGGGCUCCCAGUGGGGAGGGAGGGUCUGCAGGCCACGCAGCAGGUGUGGGCGCUUCUGGGAUUCCUGACGGUCGGGGGGCAGCGCAGGAUGACACCUGGGCAGGGACAGCUGCUUGGGAAUCCAGACGUGACCAGGCCUUCUGGGAAGCAGGUCCAGGGGCAGCAGACAGGGGUCCAGCGGCUGGCCAGGGGGCAUUGGCACCUCAGGGCUCCGGGGCUGCACAGCUGGGUGGUGGGAGGAUGGGGGCAGGGUUGGGGGGCUCAGCAGGUACAGGCCAGGGGCUGGACAGCAGCCGGAUGGCCGGGGAAAGGGGCAGAUCCAUGUCAGCGUCCGCCAGUGGGCACCUAGAAAGCCAUGCUUGGGGCCCAGGCUGGGAAGACCAGGGGUCUGGCCAAGACAGCACAGGUGCCAGGGACCGGCCCCCAGGCUCCAGGGCUUCAAGCUCCCUUCAGGAGGAAGAUGCCACUUUUGGGGGGACCCAUGAAGGGCCACAAGCCUCCUGGGGCUUGGAGGGGGCUCCAGGCAGAGAGGAGGCUGGUGGGGGGCAAAGCCCAGGGUUCCCGGAUGGCAAAGCUUCAGGUCUUGGAAGAAGCAGGGCUAGCGGCCCAGGGGACUCAGGUGUCCCGGGUAAGGGGACUUCUGCUGGGAGGGAGAAUGGCUCCACCCAAAGGCCUGGGGAUUUGGGACGUCAGGGAGCCUGGGAGGGCCCAGAUGGUCCCUUUGGCAGAAAAGGCUCUGGAGACAGGUCACAGGGGACCCAGGGCCCCGGCUCUCAGCUGGGCACAGGACAGAGGGGAGGAAGGGGCUUCCUGAGGGAGCAGGGGUCCCUGGAGGCUAAGGAUGAUAGGGUUCGACGUCCAGGGGCCCUAAAGGAGUACGAGAGCCGGGCAGCCAAAGAGUCCGGCAGGUCAGAAAGGAGGCUUGGUCCGUUCAGGAGCAGGACUCAGACGUGGUCCAGGGUCGAGGUUGGAGCAGCAAAGAGAUGGGGAGCACAUAAGGCCAGAGACGCGGGGCAACCGCCUGGGGGAGAGGAUGGGGGGUGCCCAGGGAAGGCCCCCAGCCGUCCGGGCAGCAGGAAAGCCGGCAAAGAGGGCGGGUCAGACGUCCGCGGCGAGAGGACAGACGCCAGCCGGAGUCCCGGAUCCAGACACAAGCCUGGCGCUGGCGGUUUCUCCGAGGAGGCGCGGGGCCCUACAGGCCACUUCUCCCAGGGCCUGGCUGACCUGGAGGUGCAGCGCGGGGAGGCUGCCGUGCUCUCCUGCACCCUCACCAGCGACCUGGGACCCGGAGCCUGGUUUAAGGAUGGAGUCAAGCUCAGCGCCCAGGACGGAGUCGCCUUCGAGCAAGACGGGCUGGAGCACAGGCUCCUCAUUGCCCACGUGGAGGGGACCCAGGCUGGGAGGUACAGCUUUGGAGCCGGCGACCAGCAGAGUGAGGCCACGCUGACCGUCCACGAGCCCCCGGUCAUCGCUCCCGACAUGAUGGCGAGGCUGAGGGAGCCGCUGGUGGUCAAGGCGGGGGAGCCAGUGACCAUGAAGGUCGCCUUCCGGAGCUGCCUCCCGGUCCAGGCCACCUGGAGCAAGGACGGGGCUGAGGUGGCCGGCGGCGACGGCAGAGGGGCCCAGGUGGCAGUGGGGGACAGCUCCACGUGGCUGUGCCUCCCCAGUGCCAGCAGGAAGGACUGCGGCCAGUACAGCGUGGCUCUGAGAAGCAAGGGCGGCUCCGUGCAGGCCGAGCUCACCCUGCAAGUCCUAGACAAGCCUCAGCCCCCACAGGGCCCCCUGGAGGUGCAGGACGGCCACGGGGCUGGCGUCUGCCUGUGCUGGCGGCCCCCAACGGACGACGGGGGCCAGGCCCUGCAGCACUAUGUGGUAGAGAGGCGGCGGGCUGGCCUCAGCACUUGGCUGAAGGUGGGCGAGGCCCCCGCGGACAGCACCACAUUCACAGAUGCCGAGGCGGAACAGGGCAAGAAGUAUAGCUUCCGCGUGCGGGCCGUGACCGCGGAGGGGCCUGGGGAGGCCCUGGAGUCCGACGACGUGCUGGUGGCUCCCGAGGUUCUGCCCGGGCCCCCUCCCCCACCAGCCAUCCUGUCAGCCUCCAGCCAAAGCGUCACUCUGUCAUGGACGGCACCUCAGGGCCCGGGCAGUGCCCACAUCCUGGGCUACCUGAUAGAGAAGCGCAAGAAGGGAAGGAACACCUGGGUGGCAGUGAACCAGCAGCCGGUGCCUGAGAAGAAAAAGUGGGCGGUGCUGGACCUGAGGCAGGGCUGUCAGUACGAGUUCCGGGUCACAGCCGUGGCCCCCUCUGGCCCCGGGGAGCCUGGGCCCCCAUCGGAUGCCGUCUUUGCUCAGGACCCCAUGAGACCCCCCGGGCCCGUGAGGGAUCUCCAUGUCACGGACACGUUGCACGCCAGCAUCACCCUGAGCUGGGCCCAACCGGACCCCCAGGACGGGGACGAAGCGCUGGGCUACGUGGUAGAGCUGGGCGACUCAGCCAGCCUGCAGUGGAGUCCGUGCCACGCAGGCACCGUGCCGGGCACUACCUACACUAUCAAGGGGCUGCGGCCUCGGGAGGGCUACUUUGUGCGGGUGACAGCCGUGAAUGACGGGGGCCGAGGCCCGCCCACUGCCCUGGACACAGUGGUGCAAGCCAUGCCCGUCAGUGUCUGUCCCAAGUUCCUCAUGGACGCCAGCACGAAGGACUCGCUGACGGUCAGAGCUGGGGACACAGUUCGUGUGCCUGUCCACUUUGAGGCCGCCUCCAUGCCGGAUGUGACCUGGCUAAAGGAUGGCUUGCCCUUGCCUAAAAGAAGUGUGACCUCCGUCAAGGAUGGCCUCACCCAGCUCCUGGUCCCCGUGGCCAGCCUCGCUGACAGCGGCCUCUACACUGUGGUGCUGAGGAGUCCGCGGGGGGAGGAGGCCACCUAUAGCUUCCGCCUCAGGGUGGCAGCGCGCCCACGGGCCCCGGGGCCCAUCCUCCUGCGGGAGGGCACGCUGGGCUCGGUGACCGUCGAGUGGGUGCCGUCCCCGGACGAGGCCGACGGGAGGGCCGCCCCGCUGCACUACACGGUGCUGACGCGCUCCUCCCCGCACGCGCCCUGGCGCCCCGAGGCCGAGCGUCUGCACACCUGCCGCUUCACGCUGGUGGGCGUCCUCCCGGGCCACGAGUACCACUUCCGCGUGGUGGCCAAGAACGAGCUGGGCGCCAGCGAGCCCUCGGACACGCGCCAGCCCUGGGUCGUCCCGCGGCAGCCGCCAGACAGGGUCACGGUGAAGGCUCCCAGCUACCAGGAGCCCGACCUGAGACAGAAGCCCCGCUUCCUGGUGGGCCUGCGGACCCACCUGCUGCCCCUGGGCUCUGAGUGCUGCAUGACCUGCGCCGUGCAGGGCUGGCCACGGCCCCGUGUCACCUGGUUCAAGAACGACCAGAGCCUGGCAGGCGACCCCGCCGUGUACAGCACCGACCUGCUGGGCGUGUGCUCCCUGGUCAUCCCCAGCGUCUCGGCCGAGGACGGUGGCAAGUACAAGGCGGUGGCCGAGAACACACUGGGCCAGGCCGUCAGCACCGCCACCCUCAUCGUCGUGGAGGGCCGUGACCUGGGCAUCCUUGAGCAGGAACUGACCCAGCUUCGGGUGGCACUGGCCGGAGAAGCCAUGGGGCUGACCAAGCGGCUGGACCAGGCCCAGGCAUCAGGCUCCCACCUAGAGUGUCCUGUCGGGUCCCUGGCCACCAGCCUCUGGGAGAUGCUCCAGCCCCUGGGGAGAGUGGGAGGCCCAGAAGGUCGGCUGGAGCGAAGACUGGGCAUCAUGGUCCAGCGAACGAACCUGAGGCCCGGCCCCCAGCCCAUGGAGAUUGUCCGGUGUGACGUCCUCUGGGGUCAGACAAGGCCCAGAGAGCGAAAGCACGUUGCCCAGAGCCGCACAGGAGGGCCUGUCCUGGGACUGAGGCUGCAGACUCCGGGGGCUCCGCACCCCGAGAAGCUCUGGGUGUCCCGCAGGCUUGUGGGCCCAUGGACAACCUGCCAGCUCCGGGCCGGCCGUGGAGGGGAUGCGCCUGGCCUCGCCCAGGGAGCUGCCGCCCCGCCCCGGGAGCCUCCUCUUCCAGAGCCAGGCAAGGCUGCCCGGCCUCACCUGGAGGCCAGGCCCAGGGUGCGGGCUCCGGACUCCCAGGAAGAGUGCACUGCGCACGCGCAAGGCCUUUCCCCGCCCCCAGGCCUGAGGAGGCUCGUGGGGUGGGGCUGGCGUGGCAGCCGCAGCGAGAGCCUGGCGGAGGCAGCAGUCAGCCCCCGCCUGCGUCCUGGGGAGGCCUCCGAGCUGGAGCGUGGCCUGGGCGGGACAGAUUCUGGCCUAGCAGCAAAGCUCUUCAUCCGGGACCACACGUUUGCCUUCCACUGUUCUGCGGUGCCCAGCGUUCCCUGGGUCCUAAAAGGCCUCAGGGGGGCCGGGAGCCUCUCUGCGGCCUCUCAGGACCCUCCGGGGAAAAUGACCCUGGACGACAGGGCUGCCGGCACCCACACCUAG
Molecule: messenger RNA, 7890 nt
Organism: Lipotes vexillifer (Yangtze River dolphin)
Lineage: Eukaryota; Metazoa; Chordata; Mammalia; Artiodactyla; Lipotidae
Gene: IGFN1
Product: immunoglobulin like and fibronectin type III domain containing 1
Molecular function (GO): protein binding
Source: RefSeq, a predicted model, not a curated record